AUGGCCAGUUUAUUGAGCUCCUCUCUGCCCAGCUGUCUCCCCUCCCUCCUCUUCCUCCUCCUCCAGUUGACUUCCAGCUCUGCAGGACAGUUCAGAGUAAUAGGACCAGGGCACCCCAUCCGGGCGCUGGUGGGGGAUGAAGUGGAAUUGCCCUGUCGCAUAUCUCCAGGAAAGAACGCUACAGGCAUGGAGGUGGGAUGGUAUCGGCCCCCCUUCUCCAGGGUGGUUCAUCUCUACCGAAAUGGCAAAGACCAAGACGAAGAGCAGGCACCUGAAUACCGGAGCCGCACGCAGCUGCUGAAAGAGACCAUUGGGGAGGGGAAGGUGACCCUCAGGAUCCGGAAUGUGAGGUUCUCAGAUGAAGGAGGUUUUACCUGCUUCUUCCGAGAUCACUCUUACCAAGAGGAGGCAGCGAUGGAAUUGAAAGUGGAAGAUCCCUUCUACUGGAUCAACCCCGGCGUGCUGGUGCUCAUCGCGGUCCUGCCAGUGCUCCUCCUGCAGAUCACCGUGGGCCUCGUCUUCCUGUGCCUGCAGCGCAGGCUCCGAGGAAAACUCUGGGCAGAGAUAGAGAAUCUCCACCGGACUUUUGAUCCCCACUUCCUGAUGGUGCCCUGCUGGAAGAUAACCCUAUUUGUCAUCGUGCCGGUUCUCGGACCCCUGGUGGCCUUGAUCAUCUGCUAUAACUGGCUACACCGCAGACUAGCAGGGCAAUUUCUUGAAGAGCUAAGUAAGUUUUUUUCACUUUCUUAUAAGCUGAGAGCAAAAUAG
Rangifer tarandus platyrhynchus (Svalbard reindeer) is the source of this 768-nucleotide messenger RNA. Lineage: Eukaryota; Metazoa; Chordata; Mammalia; Artiodactyla; Cervidae. The record is from the annotation of a GenBank genome assembly.